Molecule: messenger RNA, 765 nt
Organism: Adineta steineri
Lineage: Eukaryota; Metazoa; Rotifera; Eurotatoria; Adinetida; Adinetidae
Source: the annotation of a GenBank genome assembly
AUGGAUUUGUUCAAGUACCCGCCGAGAUCAGCUGCGUCUUCAGAUUUGGUACACAGCUCCGACGGGUCACUUAUAAGUGUCUUUAACACCGAAGCUGUUCCUUCGGCAUCGUCGACUUAUACAAAUCUUGAAACAUCAUUUGAUUUACCCAUCGGCGAUAAUACAUUUAUUCAACAAAUCCUUGACAAUACAUCCCUUACAACAUCAUUUCCAGAUCUUGAUUUUGAAGACGAAUUACUUAAAGAUUUACCUGAAUAUUCAUCAGCAUUUGAUCAAUUUAUUGAUUUCGAUCCACUCAUGACAAUUCAAGAACUUACUAAUGUUCCUAUGGAACAAUCUCAACACUUUCCCGAACAAGAUUCAUCUCCAGCAUUUCCAAGUCAUUCCACCAAUGAUGAAACAACAAUUUCUUCAAUUAAUUCACCACAAUCAGAAGACAGUGAACGUGAUGAUAUCAACCGACGUGGCGUUAAAAAAAGUGGUGGUCCAGUACGUAAAUUAGCACGUUUUGGUAACAAGCAAGUUAUUAAAUAUUCCAAUGAAUAUCAUGAUCGACGAAUUAAAAAUAAUGAAGCUGUUAAAAAAAGUCGAAUGAAAGCUAAAGAAAAACAACAAUCCAGUGACGUACAAAUGAAUAGAUUAACUGAAGAAAAUCGUACAUUAAAUGAUCGUGUCGAUUUAUUAAUGAAAGAAUUACAAGUAUUACGAUCACUUUACAAAGAACUUAAACACGAUUCAACGGUGGAAGUCAAUAACACACAUUGA